Messenger RNA from Prorocentrum cordatum, 2487 nucleotides. The record is from the annotation of a GenBank genome assembly. Lineage: Eukaryota; Dinophyceae; Prorocentrales; Prorocentraceae.
GCGUCGCGAUCCCUAGCCGGCGAGCGGCUUUUCUCGAGCUGCUGCACGGCCGGGCUGUGUACGAUCCUUGCCAGUUUCUCCAAUGUCUCCUCUGUGAGCCUGCCUGACAGCCUCGUCGGCGCCCCUUCGGUGCAGGAGGUUGUGGGCCCAGAGGCGAGCCAAUUCUUGGAGCAGAACUACGAGCUCAUGCUGCGCACCUCGACGGACUUUUUGGAGCGACAGGAGUCGCUGCCCUCUAUAACUCCCUAUUGGGACCCUGUGCUUUCUCGCAGCCGCCGCAAGUUUCUGCGGCUGAUGCGGGCGCUUCUGCGGGUUGGACUGGUCACGCUUUUGCCAGCUGGUUCGGCGCAGGAGCACGUCGGUAUGUUCUUUGUGAAGAAGGGCUCCGGGAUAUGUCACUACAUCUACGUUGACAAUCUGGGUGUUCUCUCUUGUGAUCCCUCUCAUACCUCGUCCAUCCUGUCCGACGCGGCGGCUCGUUUCGAGAGCGUUGGGCUCGUGACCCACGAGCACGAGGUGAGUGCCACUUCGUCGAAGGCCCUGGGGACCCACAUAGACCUCGAGGGCCUUAGAGUUUCUCUUGCGCCCGCUCGACUGUGGAAGGUACGCCAGGGUGUUCUGUAUGCCUUGUCGUGUCGGAAGCUGUCUGGACGUGUCUGGGAAGUGCUGCUGGGCCACCUCACCUUCUGCGCGCUGAUCAAUCGUAGCAUGAUGAGUGUCUUCAGGAGUAUCUAUGCCUUCAUAAAUAAGUACUACGCUACCCCUAUGCCGCUGUGGGACACCGCUAGGCAGGAGAUGCUGACCGCUGCCUCCCUCCUGUUCCUGAUGGAUGCCUCGUGGGCGCUGCCCUGGCCCCCUGGUGUCGUGGCCACGGACGCUUCGGAGGAGGGGUUCGGGGCCACCGUCUCAGAGUGGGACCCUCAGGACGUCUCGGAGGUGGGGAGGAUCCUGGAGAGGGGCCGCUUUCGGAAGCUUCCUGGAGUUUCUGCCCGGUCGAGGUUUUUCGGGAGUCUUGAGGAGCUUGGAUCUGAGGCGGACGGGGGGGAGUUCGACAGGCCGUACGAGGUGGACUCUAGCUUCCCGGAGGUCCCCCACAAGCUGCUCACGCAAGCCCACUGGAGUACCCUUCUGGCGGGCCCCUGGAAGUACUUCGACGAGGGCAUUUUCACCUUGGAGGCUAGGGCCCUGGUCCUGGGAUUUCAGGCGCUGGUGAGCGAGUACCAAGUCAGGAACCUGGUGACGUUCACGCCGGCGCCCGCGACUGGCAGGGCGACCCGGACCCGCCGUCUGGCGUCCGGGGACGGGCUGGUGGCGAAGCUGGAGCAGGCCCCGAAGGAGAAGGAGCAACGGACGCUCGACGAGUUGAGCGACGGAGAGGUGACAGACAGGGACGACGAGAGCGACGCGACCUCCGACACCGUGAAGGUUCAAGUGCGGCCGGCUCGCCGAGUGCGAGUCUUGGCGGCCCCGCGGGUCGGGCGAGCGCGCCAGCCGGUGGAGGCGAAGCGGCUGCAGGGGCUGGGUCUUCUGCCGCUGGAGUCGAGCGCGGUUCAGUGGAAGACGGAGACCGACUACUACGACGCGGUGAACGCCUGGCGGGCUCGAGCCCGCGAGCUGGGCGAGCCUCUCGGCGUGGCUGCCGAGGUGGACGCGUCGGUGGUGCGGCAGCUGCAAGAGCUUUUCGACCAAGGCGAGAACCUCAGCAAGGGCGAGAAGCUCGUGGCCGGGCUGGAGCACUUCCUGCCCGAGUUCGGGCGGCAUGGAGGCCUUCAUCUUUCCCGGUGCUACCGGGCUCUGAAAGGCUGGAGACGCCGCUGCCCGCCACGAUCGCGCCGCCCCCUGGCCUUCAGCAUCUGGGCAGCCAUCAUCUGGGAGCUGUGCCGCGCGAACUUCUGGAACAUGGGGGUGUACACGCUGUUCAUGCUGGUGACCUACAUGCGGCCCUCGGAGCCCCUGAAGCUGCUGAAGGAGGACCUCCUCGCCCCGGCGCAUGGGCUCUCUGCCUCGUGGAUCUGCUUCGCCUUCCGGCAGGGGCGGGGAGCGGCGUCCAAGACGUACGCGACGGACGAGAGCAUCGACCUGAGCUGCAGGUGGGUGCCCUACCUGACGACGGUGGUUGCUGCGCUGCGAGCAGGCGACCCCAAGGCCAAGGUCUUCAACUUCAAGUGCAGCAGCUACACGCGCCAGUUCAAGAUCGCCUGCAAGAAGCUGGGGCUAACGGCCGUGCCUUAUCAGGCAAGGCACUCAGGCGCCUCCAUCGACGCCGCCAUGAAGUAUCGCACCCGGGCCGAGAUCAAGAGCAGGGGACGGUGGAAGGCGGGCAAGUCGGUGCUGAGGUACGACAGCAAGGCCAAGAUUGUCGAGAGCGUCGACAAGCUGAGCGCCUCGUUGGCGUCUCACGUGCACAGGUGCGAGCUCCAGCUCGGGCCCCUUUUGUGCGGCCAGAUCGACCCCUCGGCCAUCGCACCGCCCGUCAUCCCGAGCUCG